Amyelois transitella is the source of this 3453-nucleotide messenger RNA. RefSeq names its product structure-specific endonuclease subunit SLX4 (gene mus312). Gene Ontology annotation, molecular function: enzyme binding. The record is from RefSeq and is a predicted model, not a curated record. Gene Ontology annotation, cellular component: Slx1-Slx4 complex; nucleus. Gene Ontology annotation, biological process: resolution of meiotic recombination intermediates; meiotic DNA double-strand break processing; interstrand cross-link repair. Bases 118 to 3318 code for a protein of 1066 amino acids. Lineage: Eukaryota; Metazoa; Arthropoda; Insecta; Lepidoptera; Pyralidae. The transcript is spliced from 5 exons.
CAAGAAGUUGAAAGAAAAAGAAUAAUUGCCAGUGGAAUGCGUUUUACAUCAGCUGAAAGUAUCAGGAAAGAAAUUGAAGAGAGUAAAAGAUUUGACCGCCCUGAUAGAUAAAAAAUUAUGAACAUAAAUAAUUCUAGUAGUACACAAAAGGUCACAAGCAAGUAUUUUUCCAGUAAUUCUGGUAUGGACGAAAGUUUAUCAGAUUUUCAAGUGAAGAAACAAUUUGCUGCGCCUAAAAAUUCAAACUCAAAACUAAAAACUAAAAAGCCUUUGAAAAAGCCACGAGGACAAAAGGAUAUAAGAACUGCAUUGAAAUCCAAAAAAAGUGAACUAGUAACUUAUUCAGAAGAUUUUGACAGUGUGUGCAAGCAAUCUGGGAUAGAUGUAGACUCAGAACAGUUACAGUUAGCUAUAGCCUUAUCCAAAUCUAUUCAGCCGUCUACUUGCGAUUCCCAAAAUUCGCAACUGAGUUCACAAGAGAGAACAGCAAGAAUCCGGUCAACAUUACAGGAAUACGGGUUCACAGUGCCAGAAAUAAAAAUUUCAAAUACCAAUAGAAAAGUAAAAAGAUUCAAGAAGAACUUCAAAUUGCUCUUAGUUUCUGAUUCAGAAAAAGAACAGAAUAUUGCAAAUAAAUAUUCUCAGGUAUUGUUACAAAAUAUCAGUCAGCCUCUUUCUCCAACAAAGAAAACUGAAUGUAAUAGUUCUGAUUCAAAACUUUUUCAUCUAACAACAAAUGUAUCAUAUGAAACUGUAAGGGAUAAUAAUUUGUAUUAUAUUGAAAGUAUAUCAUUUGACAAAUCAUUACAUAAAGGCAGUCUUUUAAAGAACUGGUCUGAAAUACCUGGUCGCCCCGUCAGUCCAAAGCUUAUGGAAGAUUUUACCAUGGAUCUAAGUGAAAUAUUAUGUUCACAAGAAGAAUUAAAUAUACUUCUCAGCGGGCCAUUGAAAAAUGUAAAAAAAUUGAUAAGAAAUAAAGUAAAUCAUUCUCAAAAGAACAAAGAUAUUGAUGUUGCAGUUAUUGAUGAUAGUGAUAAUUUAACAGUAAAUAAAUCAAAAGAACAAGCUGUAUCAUCAAUCGCAAGGAGUUUGUCCCCAGACAUGUUUGAUGAUGAACCUACAUCCUUCCAAGAUAUGGAACCUGGUGUAAAUAAAGAUGACUAUCAAAUAGAAUGUGACAAUAAAUUACCUUCUGAUGAAUGUGCAACAUUACUUACUUCUACAGAAAAAGUACAAUCAACAGUAUCUGGUCUGAGUCAGUUUUCACAAAAAUGGGAUAUAACCAGGAGAAAGUCUAAUGAUGUCAUGGAGUUGACUGAAUGUGUGGGAGAAACAAUAAAUUCCAGUUCUGGUUGUACAACAAGAAAAGACGUUUCUAAAAGUAAAUUUGAUGAUUUUAUGGAACUAACUGAAUGUGUAAUAAAACCAAUUGUACACAUUGAAGGCAGUGUUGAUCUAACUCAAAAUUCUGAUGAAAACAUUAUACAAGACAAUCGAGUUAAUACCAAAGAAAAUAUUGAAAGUAUUGACUUAACUCAGUCUCCAAAUUCUAAUAACACUUUGCCUCUUGUCCAUGUAAGUGGUAAAAGAGGUGGCUCUUUAGAGGAAACAGUAAUUUUAAAUGACAAUAAAAUAAAUAGAAGUGAAACACUGACGCAACCAGAUGAUUUAAAAGAAGCUAUCUCUCAAAUUCAUGAGAAUCAAGACUUCACAUGUGAUUUAACUGCUAGAACAUCUCCAAAAAAAAGCAAAAGUGUUGAAGACUCAGUAAAUGAUAGUUUUUUUGAGGACUUUCUGUAUAAUCAUUCAAAUAGCCCUGAGCAAAAUGAAAAACCUGAAUUAGAAAUUAAUUGUGAAGCUGAAAUUGAUUUAACUCAAAGUCCAGAACAAGUGACUAACGUAUCUUCAAAUUACAGCACAAAUAAUGAGUCUCUUAAUUAUUUAGAUAUGAACGAUAAACCAGAAAUAGAUUUGACCCAAAGCCCAGAAUAUAUGAUUGAGAAAUCUAUAUCUGAAAGUGAACUGUCUCAAGAGUCAGUUGCAUAUAACGAAGCUACUAUUGACAAUAUUUAUACAGACAAAGUUGAAUUAUGUAACAAAAGUCUUGGUAAGAAAAACGAUGUUUCUAUAGAUUAUGACGAACUCAGUCAUAAAACUUUUAGCAUGAAUGAGACAAAUAUUGAUUUAUCUAUUGAUGUUAAUUCAAAAAGUUUAAGUCAACAUUCAGAAAUAAUGUAUACAUCCCAGAAAAGUCAUGAAGCUGAAGUGUUCGAAAUAUCUGAUAAUGAAUUAGACUAUUCAAUGCAUCAAAGCAGAUAUGAAGAUUGCUUUGGUGGUAUAUCUAUUGUUGAGAGCAAUACUGUAUCUAAAAGAAUUAGUAAUUACCAAAUGGAAAGUUUUGGUAACAAAACUGGAAGUGAAAGUUUCUUACCAGAAGUUAAUGUGAAACUGUCUAAGGAACCAUUGAGUUCCGUGCUUUCACCUGUAAGAAAUGAUAUUGAUAAGCCUUUUAAUUUACAAGAAGUCAAUUUAAAAAAUCAUGAAACUCCUAUAGAAACUUAUACAGAAGAGUCGCCUAUUAAAAAUAAUGUGUAUGAUAUUGUUAAAACUCCUAGUAAUAAUGAAUAUGUAAUGAAGACAGAUCAAGUUACUCCUAUUAGCGAUUAUGCUUCUAUGUCAACUCCAGAUAGAAAUAAGGAGUUGGAUAAAUAUGGACUAAAACCUCUCAAAAGGAAAAGAGCUAUACAAUUACUAACUCAUAUAUACAACCAAACUCAUCCAAUAGUUGAGCCGUGUACUUCGGAAGUGAUACAAUCGCCUACAAAAAAACGCAAAACUGAGACUACCCAGGUUAAUUCCCCUAGAAAAUCACCCAUAACUAAUACGCUAACAAGAGAAAAUAUUAUAGUAAAAAACCAGGCUUCACCAAAUAAAAGAAAAAUAGUAUCAAUAUCACCGAUAAAGAAUUGGAAUGAGAAUUAUGAAGUAAAAGAGAAUAUUUACGAAGUAACUAAUGAUUAUAUUGAAGUGAGGAACAUGGAAUGUGCCGAAGAAGACUGGGUUUUUCAGAAAAGAGAAAAAGCGAAGUUGCAUUCGUGUCGUGUCCCGUUACACAUAGCAUUCCACAACUAUGUGUCUCGCCGGCAGCGCUUGCAAGAAGCCAUAUUGCGAUACGAACCUAUUGAAAUCGAUGUCAUACAUAAGGACUUGGUUGCUGAUGGGCACAGAUACGAUCCUAAGGACCUCCUCAAGUUUUUGGACAAGAAAUGCAUUACAGUAAAGACUGCAGAUAACACUACUAAGAGUAACAGAAAAUGACAUAAGGAUAAAGUUAAAAUACAGUUUUAUCGUGUAAAUAAAAUAUGUUUAUUUAACUUUCUACAAUUUGUUUUAUUUUUUAUUUGAAUGUGAAUACAGAUGAUCAGUGAAAUGCGCAUAGAACCUAUGAAUAAA